Trichomonas vaginalis G3 is the source of this 291-nucleotide messenger RNA. RefSeq lists its product as uncharacterized. The annotation marks the transcript as partial. The record is from RefSeq and is a predicted model, not a curated record. The transcript has a single exon. Lineage: Eukaryota; Parabasalia; Trichomonadida; Trichomonadidae.
AUACCUAAACGCGACCCAUAUGAAAAUACUAUUGACUAUGACAACAAUGGGAACUCGACAGGUACUCACAUUCGUGUUCGUAAAAAUAGAAGAAAGUAUACAAGAGAAUAUUAUGAAGUUUUAGGCAAACAUGGCAAAAUGUACAGACUGCAAGCAGAAGAUAAAACUACUAUUGUCAGACCUCGUUUCAAACUUGUCAAAGUUCAAGGUGGUAUACUUUCAAAGACAGUUCCUAACAAAUAUAAGACAACUCCUGACGAAUAUGCUAAAGAAGUUGAAAAUGACGACUAA